This is a messenger RNA of Nicrophorus vespilloides, 1680 nucleotides long. RefSeq names its product kynurenine 3-monooxygenase (gene cn). Gene Ontology annotation, cellular component: mitochondrial outer membrane. The transcript is spliced from 8 exons. The record is from RefSeq and is a predicted model, not a curated record. Gene Ontology annotation, molecular function: kynurenine 3-monooxygenase activity; FAD binding; NAD(P)H oxidase H2O2-forming activity. NCBI's taxonomy places the organism in Eukaryota, Metazoa, Arthropoda, Insecta, Coleoptera, Silphidae. Bases 278 to 1606 code for a protein of 442 amino acids. Gene Ontology annotation, biological process: L-tryptophan catabolic process; quinolinate biosynthetic process; NAD+ metabolic process.
UUUAGAAUAUUUAUCUUAAGAUAACUUUUUUUUAAACUACUGAAGAAUAGUAUUGAUUAUCUAUUCGAUAAAUGUUGUGUUGACAAUGUGUGUUCAGUCGUUAUAAUGGAUUAACAGCAAAAUUCACAACAGAGUAAAUGUGAUACUCACUAAUUCAGUAAUCUGAUCGGCUUCGUGUGAAAUCUUACGAUCGCCUGCAUCAAAUUACCUAUAAAUACACGAGCGUACUAUGCUACACCGAUAGAAUCUAGUUAGAAUAUACAAACGAUCAUUUGAAAUGGAUAAAGACAAGCAGAAAACGGUUGCCAUUAUUGGAGCUGGGCUGGUAGGUUCUUUGGCUGCAAAUAUAAUGGCGAAUAGAGGAUACAGAGUGGAGCUGUUUGAGAAACGUCAAGAUAUCAGGAAGAUGAAAGUAGCGAAGGGAAGAUCUAUAAAUUUGGCGCUUUCAAAUCGAGCUAGAGUAGCUUUAAGAAUUAUUGGACUAGAAGAUGAAGUUCUUAAAGCCUCAACGCCGAUGAAAGGACGUUUGAUACAUGAUGUUAACGGAAAUACCAAAUCAGUUCCCUAUGAUUCUAUAAAUGGACAAUGCUUAUAUUCGAUUUCACGAAACUUUUUGAACAAAUUAUUGAUUCAAGAAAUGGAAAAUAAAAGUGAUAUUAAAAUAAAUUUUAAUUGCAAGUUAGUCGAUGCGGAUUUCACGGAUCAAAAGAUAACUUUUCUAAACAUUGAAAAGAGCGAACAUUUUAGUUUAAACCCAGACUUUGUGAUUGCUGCUGAUGGUGCUCACAGCGUGAUUAGAAGAGUCAUGCAACAUAGAUGUAAAAUAAAUUACUCUCAAACGUUCAUCGAUCACGGUUACAUCGAGCUAACUUUAGACUCCAAUCAUGGCCAUCUCAUGGUUCCUAACCAUCUCCACAUUUGGCCUAGAGGAACGUUCAUGAUGAUAGCUUUACCGAAUUUGGAUGGUAGUUGGACAGUGACACUGUUCAUGCCCUUUGAAAAGUUCAAUGCGUUAAAAACGAGCGACAAAUUGCUCUCAUUCUUUAACACCACAUUCCCUGACUUUUUAGCGCUCACCACUUCGAGUCAACUUAUCAAAGAUUUCUUUAGAAAACAACCGUUGCCGUUGAUAUCGGUGAAAUGUGAACCGUAUCACCAAAAGCGAUUCCUUUUGAUAGGAGAUGCGGCGCACGCGAUGGUUCCAUUUUACGGGCAAGGAAUGAACGCUGGUUUCGAAGACUGUUCUAUUUUAAGUAAUCUCUUGGACAGGCAUUGCGACAACGUCGAUUUGGUUUUCGAGAGGUUCACGGAAUUGAGGAGGAAAGAUGUUUUCGCGAUAUGCGAUCUCGCAAUGUAUAAUUACGAAGAGAUGCGCGAUUUGGUCACUAAAACGAGUUAUCGGUUGAGGAAGUCCGUGGAUGAAACGCUGUACAGAUGCUUUCCGGGUAUCUGGAUACCCUUGUAUAAUUCCGUUACUUUCACCUCGAUGGGUUACAAUCAGUGCAUGCAGAAUCGACAAUGGCAAAACCGGGUUCUAAUGGCUAGCGCAUUUUCGAUUAUUUUAUCCAUAUUCUUAGCAUCCUAUAUUAUGUGUAAUAUUAUAUAAAAAUUAAUUAAAAGAAGUGCGUGUUAAUUCCUUCCCUGAUCAUAUGUAAGUGAAAUAAAAAAAAAUAGCAACGG